This is a messenger RNA of Carlito syrichta (Philippine tarsier), 2961 nucleotides long. RefSeq names its product zinc finger protein 585A-like. The coding region runs from base 255 to 2564 and encodes 769 amino acids. Lineage: Eukaryota; Metazoa; Chordata; Mammalia; Primates; Tarsiidae. The record is from RefSeq and is a predicted model, not a curated record. Gene Ontology annotation, biological process: regulation of DNA-templated transcription. The transcript is spliced from 5 exons.
GGUGCUAAAAGUCAGGCCGGAAGUGGAAGUGGUCCUCCAAGGGUUUUUUACGCCGCUGGUGUUCGGAGUGUUUUUAUAAUCUAAUGCCGAGAGGACUCUGUGAUGAUUUGGGUUUCUUGGUGUCUCUGGAGAGCUCUUGGACCAGAUCUUCCUCCAGACUGCAGCCCACCUCUUCCCAGCAGCUCUCCUUGAGUUCAUAGAUAACUGCUAAGCUUCAGGCUCCUGAGAGAAAAAGGGUUGAGACCUACUUGGCCAUGCCAGCUCAUUGGACCUCCCCCCAGAAAUCUCCAGCCCUGACUUCAGAGGAUCAUGGCAGCUCCUUUGAGGGAUCAGUGUCCUUCAGGGAUGUGGCUAUAGAUUUCAGCAGAGAGGAAUGGCAGCACCUGGACCCUUCUCAGAGAAACCUAUACCAGGAUGUGAUGCUGGAGACCUACAACCACUUGCUCUCAGUAGGGUAUCAAGUUCCUGAACCAGAGGUUUUCAUGUUGGAGCAAGGAAAGGAGCCAUGGACAUUGCAGCGUGAGAGCCCACAUCAGAGCUGUCCAGGAGAGAAAUUAUGGGAUCAUAAUCAAUAUGGAAAAAUCAUCAAUUAUAAACAAGUAUCCUCUCAGCAUCAAAAAAUUCAUCUUGGGGAUAAAUUCUAUAAAUGUGCCGAAUUUGAAAAGAUCUUCACCCAGAAGUCACAGUUCAGGGUACAUCUGAAAGUUCAUACAGGAGAAAAACUUUAUGUAUGUGUGGAAUGUGGGAAGGCUUUUGUACAGAAGACAGAAUACAUUACACAUCAGAAAACCCACACUAGAGAGAAGCCCUACAAAUGCAAUGAAUGUGGAAAAUCCUUUUUCCAAGUAUCUUCUCUCUUCAGGCAUCAGAGAAUUCAUACCAGAGAAAAUCUCUAUGAAUGCAAGGAAUGUGGAAAAGGCUUCCCUUAUCACUCAGAUCUCAGUAUACAUCAGAAAAUUCAUACUGGAGAGAGACACCAUGAAUGCAGUGAUUGUGGCAAAGCAUUCACACAAAAGUCUGCACUCAAGAUGCAUCAGAAAAUUCAUACAGGUGAGAGAUCCUAUAUAUGUAUUGAUUGUGGCCAGGCCUUUAUCCAGAAGACACAACUGAUUGCACACCGAAGAAUUCAUACUGGAGAAAAGCCAUAUGAGUGCAGUAACUGUGGGCAGUCCUUCAUUUCCAAGUCACAACUUCAGGUACAUCAACGAAUUCACACAAGAGUGAAACACUAUAUGUGUACUGAAUAUGAGAAGGUCUUCAGCAAUAGUUCCAACUUUAUUUCACAUGAGAAAGCUCAAAUUAGAGAGAAAUCUUCCAUAUGUACUGAAUGUGGGAAAGCCUUUACCUAUAGGUCAGAAUUGAUUAUACACCAAAGAAUUCACACUGGAGAGAAACCUUAUGAAUGCAGUGACUGUGGAAAAGCCUUCACUCAGAAGUCAACACUCACAGUACAUCAGAGAAUUCAUACAGGAGAAAAAUCAUAUGUAUGCAUGAAAUGUGGGCUGGCCUUCAUCCGGAAAUCACACUUGAUUGCACAUCAGAUAAUUCAUACUGGAGAGAAACCUUAUAAAUGUGGUCACUGUGGGAAAUUAUUUACUUCUAGUUCACAACUCCAUGUGCAUAAACGAAUUCACACAGGAGAAAAACCAUAUAUAUGCAAUAAAUGUGGGAAAGCAUUCACCAACAGGUCAAAUCUCAUUACACACCAGAAAACUCAUACAGGAGAGAAAUCUUAUGUAUGUUCCAAAUGUGAAAAGGCUUUUACUCAGAGGUCUGACUUGAUAACACAUCAGAGGAUCCAUACUGGAGAGAAACCUUAUGAAUGCAGUACCUGUGGAAAAGCGUUUACCCAGAAAUCCAACCUAAAUAUUCACCAGAAAAUUCAUACUGGAGAAAGGCAGUAUGAAUGCCAUGAAUGUGGAAAAGCCUUCAACCAGAAAUCAAUACUCAUUGUGCAUCAAAAAAUUCAUACAGGAGAGAAACCCUAUGUAUGCACAGAGUGUGGAAGAGCCUUCAUCCGGAAGUCGAACUUUAUUACUCAUCAAAGAAUCCAUACAGGAGAGAAACCUUAUGAGUGCAGUGAUUGUGGCAAAUCCUUCACCUCCAAGUCUCAGCUCCUGGUGCAUCAGCCAAUUCAUACAGGAGAGAAACCCUAUGUGUGUGCUGAGUGUGGCAAAGCCUUUAGUGGCAGGUCAAAUCUCAGCAAACACCAGAAAACUCAUACUGCAGAAAAGCCCUACAUCUGUUCUGAAUGUGGAAAGACCUUCAGGCAGAAGUCAGAGUUGAUUACACAUCAUAGAAUUCAUACUGGAGAGAAACCUUAUGAAUGCAGUGACUGUGGGAAAUGUUUCACUAAAAAAUCACAGCUCCAGGUGCAUCAGCGAAUUCACACAGGAGAGAAACCUUAUGUGUGUGCUGAGUGUGGGAAAGCCUUCAGCAACAGAUCAAAUUUGAAUAAACACCAGACAACACACACUGGAGACAAACCCUACAAGUGUGCUAUCUGUGGGAAAGGCUUUGUUCAGAAAUCAUUGCUCAAUGUACAUCAGAAUGUUCACAACUGAAACAGACUGAGAAAACCUCAUUGAGGAGAGGUUUGAGUGUACAUUAUUGAAUCCAUGCAGCAGAGGGAUAUGUAUAUUAUCAUAAGAGAAAUGCCAUCAUCAGAAUGUCACACAUUACUUUGAAAAGAGGGCCUCUGAGAAGGCACUGAAUUAGGCGAGGGAACUUUUUUCACAUUGUCACCAAUCUCAUUAAACCUUGGGGCGUUUAUAGUGACAAGAAAUUGAGCCAAUUUGGUGCAUAGAAAAAGCCUUCUCAUGAAAAAUAAGAUGGAACACUUACCAGAUUUUUCAUAAGAAAAGUUGCACUAAGUUACGUUAAUGAUAAUCCUGUUUACUGUGGAAUAGGUGUAGUACCAACAAAUCGAAUGGUAAACCAACUAAUGUAAACAAUAGUGAU